AUGGCGACGUGGUGGCAGCUCUGUGUGUGCAGCCUGGGGAUCCUCCUCCUGGCGCCGUGUUCUCUCUCUGAGCAGUUCUCCCUGGCUGGCUCCCCGCACCCCGUGGUGGGGGUAGUUGGCCGGGAUGUGGUGUUACCCUGCCAGCUCUCACCCGCGUCCCGGCUGCCCAGCAUGGAAGUGCUGUGGAGGAAAACUGGAUCAGGAUUUAUCCCAGUUCACAAGUACUUGGAUGAGGGUACCCAGGACCUGCCAGGGGAGGGUUACCAGACCCGGACGGAGCUGUUCCUGCAGGAAUUCAGCAGUGGGAACGUCUCCCUGAAGCUGAAACGGCUCCAAGUGUCAGAUGAUGGGAAAUACCAGUGUCUUGUGAGGAAUCCAGGCUGGACCCAGGAAGCCGCCAUUGAGCUACGGGUUGCAGCUGUGGCUCCUGUGUUCAUUGAUGUGCUGGGCCCCCGGGGCCAGGGGAUCGGUCUGGCCUGUAGAUCCGCAGGCUGGUUCCCCAAACCCGAACUCCGGUGGGUUGGAAAGAACGGGCAGAACCUGUCGAUGGAGAUUGUGACCAACGUGAUUCAGGACAGGGAGAACCUGUAUACUGUUGUGAGUCACGUCACUGUCACAGAAGGGGAGGACAAUGGAGACAUCGGCUGCAUAGUGCGGAAUGGACUGUUGAAGACUGAGCAGAGAUCUGCCAUUCACCUCUCAGGUGACAUCUUCCCCCGGGUUUCUCCCUGGCGGGCUGCAUUCUGGGUAUUGUUCACUCUGGUUCUCAUUGCUGCUGGAGCUUGUGCAUAUGCUGGAUACACAGCAAAGCGAAAGGCCUCUAAGAAGAAACGCUCUAAAGAGGAGGCUCUGUUACUUCGUGAGACUGAGAAGAAGACCUGGGACACAGAGCGCCAGGAGCUCCAUGAGACAAUUGAUAAUGUGAGGAAGGCCUUGGAAUCAGAUUUCAGGAGGGCUCGGAGCUACAUGGUUCCUGUCACCCUGGAUCCAGAUUGCAAACACCCCGAGCUCACCAUCUCUAAGGAUGGCCGAGGAAUCCAACAGGACCCUGCCUCCCUAGGCCCAGCUACCCCUCCUGAGGCCCUGGUCGCUGUGGGGAGGGAGGGGUUUGUGUCCAGGAAAGAUCAUGAUAAGGAGAGAGGGACUUGCCGCGGGUACUGGGAGGUGGAGGUGGGGAACAGCCUGGACUGGGAGCUGGGAGUGCUGAGUGAGUCUGUGAGGGAGACAGUGAGACAGGAGAGGCUGGAGAGACUCCCUGAGGAGGGGUGCUGGGCUCUGGGGAGAUCUGAGGGGCUGUAUCACCCCGGGGAGGCCAACACUGUGAUCCAGAACUUGGGUGUGAGGCUGACAGUGGUUGGGGUGUAUCUGGAUCUAGAAAGGGAGAGUCUCUCAUUUUAUAGUGUCAAUUCAAUGGCCCUUAUCCUGGAGAUUCCUGUGGAAGGUUCUGAGAAAUUGUUCCCAUUCCUCAGCACUGGUCACGCUGCGGAGAAGGACCAGGGGAAACCCCUCAGCAUCUGCCCCCCCAGUGACUGGGAUUUCCCCCAGAAAUUAGGAGUUAGUGGGUCUGAUAGUCAGGGAGAUUCCAGAGCCCCUGCACAGACCCCUGCCCCGAAUGACAGGGAAGGGGCAGAAAACAGCACAGGACCUGCCAUAGGAAAAACAGCCCCAUCGCCCGGACAGCACCCAGCUCCUGCAGACAAGGAAGUGGAAAAAAACAGGGCAAGGCCAUCUGUGGGAGAACAUUUCCUAAAGCUCUUCUCCACAAAAUGGAGGAUGGGGGAUAAAACACAGCAGGAGCAUCAACAAUCGGAAACACCCCCCAAACAGAAGGGGAAAAAGAACAGCCAAAACCCCAAUGUCUGAAACCCACCUGCCGAACUCCUCCCAUGGGCAAAGAGAAUCAUGAAAGAAAAACACCAAGAGAGGUCUCUGGAGCUGACUCUUCUCCCAGGCAUACCAGGGACAGGAAAUAUGUUGUGUGAAUCAGACCCAAACGCUGACACUUGGGAAAGAACCUCGCUCUAAUGGGAAAGUGGGGAAAUGGCGACACGUCAGAUGUUUCCUCCCGACCCCAAACUCAAAAGAGAACCUCAGCAAUUCAAGAUAAUGCUUUAAAACAAUCCCCUGUUAAAUCAGAAUGUGCUAAUUGGAGGGAACUGCGUUAACAGGAUUGUUAAAUGUAGGAAAUUCAUUACACAUCAGUUGGGGGAUGCAGAGGGGAAGAGUCUCGCACUGGCACUGACUCACUUCCAUUGCACACACACGCAUAGGUGUCAACUUCUCCUGGCACCAGUGGAUGCUCGUGCCCCCCUGGGUCCACCCUGACUCCACCCCUGCCUCGCCCCUGCCCCACAUCCCAUUCCAACCCCUUCCCCAACUCUGC
Molecule: messenger RNA, 2383 nt
Organism: Mauremys reevesii (Reeves's turtle)
Lineage: Eukaryota; Metazoa; Chordata; Testudines; Geoemydidae
Product: butyrophilin subfamily 3 member A1-like
Exons: 10
Coding region: 1-1863 (620 amino acids)
Molecular function (GO): protein binding
Source: RefSeq, a predicted model, not a curated record